Microstroma glucosiphilum is the source of this 1073-nucleotide messenger RNA. RefSeq lists its product as hypothetical. Lineage: Eukaryota; Fungi; Basidiomycota; Exobasidiomycetes; Microstromatales; Microstromataceae. Bases 106 to 1032 code for a protein of 308 amino acids. The record is from RefSeq and is a predicted model, not a curated record. The transcript has 2 exons.
UCUACAACUUGCCUUGCCUCCUCAUCGUCCCAUCACCGUCAAACGUUUCCAUUUCGUCUGCUUCAACGCCUACGCCCCCACUCUCCUCUCCACAGCCAGGGCGAGAUGUACCACCCGACGCGUGGCGGUACCCGCGGUGGGCAAGCCGAGUUCUCCUGGCAAGACGUGCGCAACGACAAGGACCGGGAGAACUAUCUAGGCCACUCGGUCAAUGCUCCCACUGGACGGUGGCAGAAGGGCAAGGAUGUGAAUUGGUACAACAAGGAUAAGGGAGAGGGGGAUGAGGGUGAGAAGAGAAGGGAGGAGCUGAGGGAGAUUAAGAGGAGGGAGGAAGAGGAGAUUAGGAGGAGAUUAGGAGGAGCUCCUCUUCCUCCAUCUCUCUCCUCCUCAUCGCUGGAAGGGCCAAGACUGGGCGCCAAUCUCCUCUCAGGCUCCGCCUCACGCUCCUCCCACCACGACCCUUCCACCUCGACCGGCUCCAACCGCUCCCACCUCGACCCGUCCAAAGCUCGCAAGUGGGGGCGCGGAGAGGGUAGCACCGCAGGCGCAGUGCCAGGUGAGGCGCGAUCGAACUCUCCUGACGAUGCGGCGCCGGGCGUUACGGAGGAGGAGAAGCGCAUUGCGAUGAAGCUGGCCAAGAUGGAGUGGAAGAGGCUUAGGCAUGAAGAGCGAGAGCGUAUACGCGAGGAGAGGAGGAAGAGGAAGGAAGAGGGAGACCAUCGCAGUCGUCACCGUGAUCAUGGAGGUGAUCGCGACCGUCGUCCUGAGACAAGGGAGGGCCAAGAUCGAUACGAGCGGCGCAGGGACAGGAGCGACUCUCGAGAUGGCAGCAGGGACCACAGGAGGGACAGGAGUUACUCUCCCGAUUACCACCGGAGAGCACGAUACAGCAGACACGACAGCCCAGGAUACCGCAACGAAGAUCGUCAUCGGCGGACAGAUCAGGACGAUGAUGAAGAGCGAUCGCGGCGGAGAAACUCGCGUGACCGUGAGCAUAGCGCUCCCCAACGCGACCGAGCCGACAGACGAUGAGCAAGAACCCAAUUCACACGCAGACCAGAGCCUUCACAUAU